Molecule: messenger RNA, 1011 nt
Organism: Funneliformis mosseae
Lineage: Eukaryota; Fungi; Glomeromycota; Glomeromycetes; Glomerales; Glomeraceae
Source: the annotation of a GenBank genome assembly
AUGACAAAAUCGGAAGUUACUGAGGAUGAUUGGAUGGUAUGGGAUGUUAUAAAUUCUCGCGGACAAGUAUUUGUUGAUGAAAUUAAAAUUCAUGAAUUGAUUCAAGAAACGUUACCUGAUACUUCAUGGGAAGUAUUUCAAGAUAUUUUACUCAAUUUAUAUGAAGUUGGGUUAGUAAGAAAACGACAAACUCACGAUGAAAGAUAUAUGUAUCAAGCACGUUCUAAAGAAACAGCGGCAAAACUUCAAUCGCUCGAAAAUCAUGAAUUUGAGGUUUAUGAACUUAUUGAGAAUUCAGAACGCAAAGGUAUCUCAAAAACUGACAUUCAAAAGCAAACAAAAUUGGUACAGUCUUUGGUAGAAGGUAGUUUGAAAAACAUGCAAGAUCAAAAAUUAAUUAAAGAAGUUAAACCAAAGACUAAGAAGCUGUAUAUGCUAUUUGAUACUAAACCUCAUGAUGAAUCAUUAAGUAGAUUAAUAUAUACAAACGGAGAACCGGAUACAUUUGUCGUGGAAACUUUAAAGUCAAUAUGUUAUAAUUUUAUUUAUCACAGAAGCUUUCCCAGGGGGAUGGAUGAGGAUGCAAUUUUUUAUCCCAAUUAUACUGGAUAUGUAACCUUAUCAAAGAUUGUACAAUGUGUACAAGAAACAAAAGUCACAGAAAUCGAAAUUGAAGAAGCCGAUAUAAGACAGAUCCUUGAUGUGCUUAUAUUUGAAGGGAAAAUUAUAAAAAAAUUUAUGAGUAAUAUAGAUCCAAAUUCGAUGGUAACUGACGUCAAUCGUCCUGAUACCCAAUUUGUGUAUAUAGCUAAAAAAGCUAGAAAUAUGAAUAAUGCUUGGACCCAAGCCCCAUGUGGAAGAUGUCCGUUUUUUGAAAAUGAAUGUACAGAAAAUGGUGAAAUAUCUCCAUCGACAUGUAUAUUCUUUCCUCAAUGGUUGAACAAAGCUAUUAAUAUAAUACAAGAUGAUGAGCAGGAUCAUGGUAAAGGAAAAGAAAUUCUUGAUUGGUAA